AUGUCUGCAAAAAAAUAUCUGAAACUAGUCGAUAUUCACAAUGUCUGUCUUGACGAAGAUGAAUCACCGCAACACUGUACUAUCGAAACUCGAGACUUGACCGACGUGUCCCUUGACCCGCUAUUUCAAGCCAAUACACAGAAAACUGACGACCUUUGCAAUACUGGCACUCCUGCUGAACAUCGCUUAUCCAUUUCAACGUCUUCUACCAAUACCCAUUCGUUAACAAAUGCCCAGAAUACUACCACGACAAAUCCCAAAUUUGGCGCGCCUGAUAAUCUCAAUGGUGGAAGCAAGAAUACUGAAGCAUAUCCCCACGACUCGCAUCCAGGCAUUUUAAAAACAACUAAUUUUGGAGCAAGCAUGGCACAAAUGUUUUCUGAAUCAUUUUCAUCCUCGCCAUCACGAUUUAAAGUCAGCCUACCAACGCGAGCAAGCACGACCAACAUCUUUCCCUGGAAUGCAACAGGUCGGCCUCGUGAUGCCCGUGAAGUCGAACUUCUUAUAGACUUGACCAGACUUAUGGCCGAAUGGGGUGCUCCAAUUUAUCGCGUAGAAAACCGUAUAAUAACUGCUGCAAAAGCUCUAGAAAUUCCUAUUUCAUUCUUUUCCCUUCCAUCAAUGAUUAUGGUAAACAUUGGUGAUGGUGGAGCUCAGCAUCCUUCUAGAACUGUAUUUAUCCAACUUUCAUCUUCAAUGAAUAUGUGGAAGUUGCAUCAGGCUGAUCGACUUGCUCGACGACUUGGAUUGAUCUAUAUUCGGUUUGAAAAACUCAAAAUGAGAGUUUUGAGUAAACACCGAAAAGAAGACUCUGUGUAUGAACAUGACGAUCAUGUUGGGUUGUCUGAGCAUGCAUUUUCAUCACCUCCAGCUACAAGCGCAUCCAGUAAGCCACCACAUCAACGUACCACAACUUCAAAAAUGUUCAGAUCGGAUUCCAUAGCUUCAGCAACAAGUAAAGUUAUUGGAAGAGGUGACGAAGAGCCCGUUGCUGUCGAGGAAAUCAUUCAAGAUCUGCGCGACUUGGCAGAAGAAGACGACAGCUAUUCAUCCCAUGCUCGAGUUUUAUCUUCUCUCUGUACAUCUGGAUUCAUUGUUAUUCUUUUGUUUGGUGGAAGCUUGAGUGAUGCAAUUGCUGCAAGUGUUUUAGGUGCAUUGGCAACAGCUUUUUCCAUCAUUGCUGAAGAACUUGAAAUGCAAACCGUGUCGGUCAUUUUCAUUGCCGGAACAGUGUCAUUUUUUUCUCGCAUUGCACAGACAAAGUAUAUUUGGUCUAUGGUUCCUGGGAGCCCAUUUGGAUUGUGUCAUGAUAUUGUGUCGUUGGCUGGUUUGGUUCAAUUUAUGCCAGGCAUGCAAUUCACUUUGGCAAUGCUAGAACUUGGAUCAGACUAUUCUGUUUCGGGAGCUUUAAGACUAUUCAAUGCUUCGAUGCGAUCAAUUAUGGUUGGCUAUGGUGCUACAUUCGGAUCUCGAUUUGCUGUUACCGUUUUACAAACAUUUGAAGCGUGGGCAAUUGACGAUACUCUUAAAGCUUGCCCGUCUCCUGAUCUUCCCUAUACAAUUGAUUUUUGGCGUCUUCCGGCAUUUAUCCCUAUGACUGUAUCAAUCAUGAUAUUUCUCAAAGCACAUCCAAGCCAGUGGUUACCAAUCAUUACCUCGUCGUUUAUCGGAUUCAUGGUAUCCACUAUAUCAAGAUUGUUUUUCACAACAGAAAUGACAUCUGUUUUUACAUCCUUUUCACUCGGUAUCGUAUCAAACUUAUUGGCCAGGUAUAGAGACAAUAUAGCUAUUGCGUCAGUACUUGCAGGGAUAUUUUGGUUGGUACCAGGAAGUGUUGGUGUGCGUGGAGCAAUUGCUGCAUUUUCUGGUGAUGCUUCAGGUACUUCGUUUGGAGUACAAAUAAUUGUUCGGGCCAUGUCCAUUGCUGUUGGAUUAUUUGCUGCCAAUGCCAUCGUGUUUCCAAUUGGACCAAGGAAACGACAAGUAUACGAGGAAGACUCAUUGGCGGUCUGACGCUUUAUUCCAUAUGACAAAAAAUCAUUCGAGUAUUAUAUUACCCUCAAUAACAUGGUAUUACAAAUCUACCACACAAAUAAAAAUAUCAUAGAACAAGUA
This is a messenger RNA of Batrachochytrium dendrobatidis JAM81, 2115 nucleotides long. RefSeq lists its product as uncharacterized. The transcript has 6 exons. Gene Ontology annotation, molecular function: transmembrane transporter activity. The record is from RefSeq and is a predicted model, not a curated record. NCBI's taxonomy places the organism in Eukaryota, Fungi, Chytridiomycota, Chytridiomycetes, Rhizophydiales. Gene Ontology annotation, biological process: transmembrane transport. The coding region runs from base 1 to 2013 and encodes 670 amino acids.